CUCACCGCUCUGUCUGUUCGCUACAUCUCGAGGCGAUUCAUCGCGAUCGACUCUAUCGAUCGAAUCCGAGGAAGUAGAUUUCUCACUACUUACUAAACCUGAGAUUGCAAAGUUGAUCUUUUAUGUCUGAGCAAGCCUCUCACUUUUUGGGACCAUUUGGAUUGCUUGGAGAAUAUUUUCUGGCCACUAGUCUCUCUUUGUGGAGUUUUGACUGCAUGCAUUUCGGGCCACAUCACCAGCCAGCAACUCGUGGUUGCUAUUUCAUACAAUCGCAUUUUUGCACAGAAAAUAAUUUUUCUGUUUGUGAAAGAAGGGACUUUGUUGUUGCUUCUGGUUCCUGAGACCUUUGGUACACCCAACUUUGUUGGAACUGAAUAAUCAGUUGAGUGAAGAUGGCUCUGCAGAAUAUUGGUGCAGCAAACAGUGAUGAUGCCUUUUAUAGGUAUAAGAUGCCUAAGAUGAUAACUAAAAUUGAAGGCAGAGGCAAUGGCAUCAAGACAAACAUUGUAAACAUGGUUGAUAUUGCUAAAGCAUUAGCAAGGCCUGCUUCUUACACAACCAAAUAUUUUGGAUGCGAGUUGGGUGCUCAGUCUAAAUUUGAUGAGAAGGCAGGUGUUUCUUUGGUUAAUGGUGCUCAUGAUACUUCCAAGCUUGCUGGCCUGCUUGAAAAUUUCAUUAAGAAGUAUGUACAAUGCUACGGGUGCAGCAACCCUGAGACUGAGAUUAUCAUCACCAAGACACAAAUGCUAACUCUUAAAUGCGCAGCAUGUGGAUAUGUGUCUGACGUUGAUAUGAGGGACAAGCUAACCACUUUCAUACUGAAGAACCCACCAGAGCAGAAGAAAGGGUCAAAAGAUAAGAAGGCAAUGAGGAGGGCAGAAAAGGAGAGGUUGAAGGAAGGCGAAGCAGCUGAUGACGAGCAGAAGAAGCUCAAGAAGGAAUCAAGGAAGAAAGUAACUACCAUAUCUACCAAAGAUGGGGCAUCCUCAAAGACUGCUGUUUCCAAGAAGAAAUCUGGUUCUGAUGGGGAUGGCUCAGCUUCUCCAGUUGAAAGACAACAUGAUACGAUUCACAAUCAUGAUGAUGAUGAUGAUGUAGAGUGGCAGACUGAUACUUCGCUGGCAGCAGCCCAACAGCGCAUCCAGGAGCAGCUUAAUUCUGUGACUGCUGAGAUGGUAAUGCUUUCCACCAAUGAAGAGCUUGUUGAGGAACAGAAACUAGAGAAGGCAAAGAAGGGACAUACUGAUGGUAAUGCCAAUGGCAACACAAUGCACAGUGAAAGUAAUGGUGCUCGGGCCAACAGCUUUGGCAUCAAUGUUGCAGAAAUUAAAGUUCGUCUGAAAAAUGGGAUAACUCCUAACCAGCUUCAGACUUUUUUGGGCUCUCUCAAGGAAUCUCCUCAGGAAGUGAUGACUGCAGUUUUUGAAGCGCUCUUUGAUGGAGCAGGGAAAGGCUUUUCCAAGGAGGUUGGGAAGAAGAAGAAGUACAUUGCUGCUACUGUGGAAGAUGAAGCGGCCCAGCUGCUUCUGCUCCGUGCGGUGGAAGCCUUUUGUGGCAAGUGUAGUCCAGAUGCUGUUAAGGAAGUUGCUCUAGUUGUGAAGGUACUUUAUGAUGGCGACAUACUUGAAGAAGAUACUAUAAUCAAGUGGUAUAGGGAAGGCAACUCAGGAGGCAAGAAUUCUAUAGUGUUCAAGAACGUGAAACCCUUCGUGGAGUGGCUUCAGAGUGCAGAGUCAGAGGAAGAGGAAGAGGAAGAAUGAUGUUGUUGUUGCUAUGUCCCUGAAUAAUCUUUCUGUGUAGGUAGUUCAAUCUGCUUGUCAUUUGCGUCUGUGUCUGUUUUGUGAUGAAAAUGUCUGCCUGUUUUGUGAUGAAAAUGUUUUGUCGUGAAUUUGAACGAUGUUGAAGUACUGUCUACGUACCUACAUAAUUUGGUUUAAGUUUGGUUUCUGUUUUGGUUUGGUAUGAAUAAUCAAUCUCUCUUGAGCACUGCAAGUCCUAUGUCUUUUAUGUGUACUAACUUUGAACAUCAACUUGGGAUUGUUGUCCGAGAUGUUAGUUUUGCAUUGAAA
Zingiber officinale is the source of this 2069-nucleotide messenger RNA. Its product is annotated as eukaryotic translation initiation factor 5-like. Gene Ontology annotation, cellular component: cytosol. Gene Ontology annotation, biological process: translational initiation; formation of cytoplasmic translation initiation complex; formation of translation preinitiation complex. The record is from RefSeq and is a predicted model, not a curated record. Gene Ontology annotation, molecular function: eukaryotic initiation factor eIF2 binding; translation initiation factor activity; GDP-dissociation inhibitor activity. The coding region runs from base 393 to 1760 and encodes 455 amino acids. The transcript is spliced from 2 exons. NCBI's taxonomy places the organism in Eukaryota, Viridiplantae, Streptophyta, Magnoliopsida, Zingiberales, Zingiberaceae.